This is a messenger RNA of Osmia bicornis bicornis, 727 nucleotides long. It is a transcript of the gene Ccdc58, whose product is annotated as protein MIX23. Bases 247 to 678 code for a protein of 143 amino acids. The transcript has 2 exons. NCBI's taxonomy places the organism in Eukaryota, Metazoa, Arthropoda, Insecta, Hymenoptera, Megachilidae. The record is from RefSeq and is a predicted model, not a curated record. Gene Ontology annotation, cellular component: mitochondrial intermembrane space; mitochondrion.
GUUGCUUUGAAACCUACUUUGGUCGUAAGAAACAAUCAAAACACUUUUCACGUAUAAUAUAUGCAAUUAAUUCUUCUUUAAAUUAAAUGUUUCAAACAUAUUGAUAUUAGUGUAUCACUAAUUAAUUUAUUAAUUGAUGUACUAAGUUUUACAUUCUAAUUAUGGAUUUACUUCUGAUGAUCAACUUCGACACUUUUCUAUGGUAUUUCUUUGGUUCCCAGCAGUUCCCAGUUUCCAUAUAAGAAAAUGGCAGCCGUAAGUGUUGGAUGUGGAGAUUUUUUAGAGUUUCAGGAUGCAUUACAAAAAAUGCGACAAAUUGAUGACAAAAUUAUUUAUAUGCUAAAUGCUACAAUUCCAACAGAAUCUUUUAAAAGCCAAGUUGAUCCUACGGCACAAUGUAAAGAUUUAUUUGAACAAAUUCAGUCAGGUCAUAAACAAAGAGAAUUGGCCAUUACAAAAUGUGUAAAUGCAUCAAAAGAAAAAGUUAAGCAAUUGAAGGCUCAAAGAGAUAGUGGGAAUGAUAAUCUACAGCUUCUUAAAGCAUUACGGAAAGAACAAAGUACUCUGCGUUUAUUACAGUCAGAAUUAAAUGUAGAAGAAAUUGUUAAAAAACGAACAAUUAAUGUAUAUCACGAAAAAUGUCGUAGUUUUUAUAAACCAAUAAAUGUAACAGCAUAGUGUUGUAAAUAAUUUUAUGAAUAGUUAAAACCAUCAAUUUUUUAUACAA